This is a messenger RNA of Alnus glutinosa, 1077 nucleotides long. Its product is annotated as BAG family molecular chaperone regulator 4. Gene Ontology annotation, cellular component: cytoplasm. The transcript is spliced from 4 exons. Gene Ontology annotation, biological process: protein stabilization. The record is from RefSeq and is a predicted model, not a curated record. Gene Ontology annotation, molecular function: adenyl-nucleotide exchange factor activity; protein-folding chaperone binding. Bases 177 to 986 code for a protein of 269 amino acids. Lineage: Eukaryota; Viridiplantae; Streptophyta; Magnoliopsida; Fagales; Betulaceae.
AGAGUGGACCACGUUAGUCAGUGCACCGGGACAUAGCGGGUCGGAGCGGACAAACCGUUCCUUAGAAAACGGGUUUCGCUCUAUCCCUAGUGCCGAUACACGAUCCCAUUGUUAUUUCACCAGUCAAGCACAGUCCUCAAUUGGCAUAGAGAGGCCUCGAGCUAUUUUCCAGUGCGAUGAAGAACGACUCAGAUCAGCACGCGGCGGUGUCGUUUCCGGUCGACAUGAACGACGAGAUCGAGUGCGAGGUGAGGCCCGGAGGCAUGCUGGUUCAGAAGCGCGACGAUGACGAAGGCGGAGCUGCGUCUCGCGGGCCCACGAUCAAGAUCACCGUCUCCCACGGCCCGGCCCGCCACGAGCUCCAUGUCCCAGCCCAAUCUACUUUUGGGGAUAUAAAGAAUGCUCUUGUGCAAAAAACUGGUUUGGAGCCUAAAGACCAGAGACUCUUGUUCAGGGGAAAAGAAAAAGAGGAUGAGGAGCAUCUGCAUAUGGUAGGUGUGAAGGACAGGUCGAAGAUUUUGCUUUUGGAGGAUCCUGCGAGCAAAGAGAGAAAGCUUCAGGAGAUAAGUGAAAACAAUGAGAUGGCAAAAGCAUUUGAAGCAGUCGCAGGAGUUAGAGCAGAGGUGGAUAAGCUCGCAGAAAGGGUGGCUGCCCUGGAAGUGGCUGUGGGUGGUGGGACCAAGGUCGCAGAGAAGGAAUUUAUAGUAGCAACGGAGUUGCUCAUGAAACAGUUACUGAAGUUGGAUAGCAUUGAGGCUGAAGGAGAAGCGAAACUGCAAAGAAGGGCCGAGGUACGCCGUGUCCAGAAUUUCGUGGAGACAUUGGACAACCUGAAGGGGAGAAACUCUAAUCCAAAUAGCAACAAUAGCAAUGCUGUCUCGGUAACAACCAAAUGGGAGACCUUCGACUCUGGAGUGGGAAGCUUGAGUGCCCCACCCUCGUCAUCUUCGGCAAAAUUAACGCAGGAUUGGGAACAAUUUGAUUAGUAUAUAAUUUGCUUUGUUGCAGUACUUCAGAACUGGGUUUGGAACAUAAAAUUUAAAGCAUGCAGAAUAUAAAUUUUCUUUUUGUGCUUCA